This is a messenger RNA of Drosophila subpulchrella, 2267 nucleotides long. RefSeq names its product inhibitor of growth protein 3 (gene Ing3). Gene Ontology annotation, biological process: regulation of DNA-templated transcription. Gene Ontology annotation, cellular component: NuA4 histone acetyltransferase complex. The record is from RefSeq and is a predicted model, not a curated record. The transcript has 2 exons. Bases 103 to 2145 code for a protein of 680 amino acids. NCBI's taxonomy places the organism in Eukaryota, Metazoa, Arthropoda, Insecta, Diptera, Drosophilidae.
UUCCGGCUUAAAGCCGCACCCUUCUCUGGUAACACUGACGCAUUUUCGUUAAAAAAGUCGCAAAUAUUGCAAAUUCUCAGUAAUUUCCGCGGCCUUACUAUCAUGCUUUACCUGGAGGACUACCUGGAGAUGAUCGAGCACCUGCCGCAGGAGCUGCGCGACCGCUUCACGGAGAUGCGCGAACUGGACCUCGCAGUACAGAACAACAUGGACUCCCUGGACAAGAAGGCCCACCUUUUCUUCAAGCAAUGCAAGCGCGACGAGCUGCAGCACGAGUCCAUGGACACGGAGUUCCACAGCCUGCGCGGCGAGUACUUCAAGGUGAUGGAGGACGCCGACGAGAAGGUGGCCAUCGCCACCCAGAUCCACGAGCUGGUGGAGCGAUACCUGCGCCGCCUAGACAGCGAGCUCUUCAAGUUCAAGUGCGAGCUGGAGGCGGACAACAACGGCAUCACCGAGAUCCUCGAGCGACGCUCCCUGGAGCUGGACGGCAACUCGACGGCCGCCACCGCCCUGCUGCUGAGCAUGAAUCAAAAGGAGAACCGCUACUACGGCGCCAGUUCGGCCAACUGUCUGGUCAACAGCUCGACGGGCCACGUCUCCGGAGUCGCUACGGGCCCCUCUGCCAUUGCCCUGGUCAGCGGAGCCGCCGGCACCGGCGGUGCGCUCUCCAGCAUCUCCACGGCUCAGCUAAGCUCCAGCCAGCGGCACCGCAAGCUGGAGAAGCGGCGCGAAACCAUUUGCACCGUGCCCGUCCAGGAGAAGCGCCCCAAUCUCAAUCACUCUCUUCCCGUUGUCGGCGCCGGCGUCACAACAGCCUCGGCGGCCUCCUCUUCGUCCGCCACAGCGGCCGCGUCCGUUGCCGGCCUCGUCAACGUAUCUUCCGCCCAACCGCAGGCUUCCAAUCACAUUGGCAGCGUCGCCGCCACACAUAUCUCUCUGCCCGUGGCUGUGGGCGUGACCGGCGGCGGCAGCAGCCUGGCCUGCAGCCCCCUGACCACAGGAACCGGUUCUUUGGUGCGCCAGUUGCCCACGAACCUGGCACACAGCGUGUUGAGCAGCUCGGGAGGAGCAACUACGGCAGUGACGGCGGGAGGAGCCUCCACACCCGUAGUCACAGCGGGUUCGGGCCACGGACACACCCACAGUGGGCACUCGGCUGGCGGAGCCACUGUCACCUACAAUCUGCAGCAGCUGGGCGGGGGAGCCGCCGCGUCCAGCGCCAUUGCAGCGGCAGCCAGUCAGGCUAUCGUGGCCACGCAGCAGAUGCAGCAGGGCCGGCGAACGGCCAGUCUCAAGGCCAGUUACGAAGCCAUCCACGGAACGGCCGGCACUACGGCGGAGUUCUGGUCACAGGCGGGUCAAAGUGGCCUGCAGCAGUCGUCGGCCGGAACGGUGGCCGUGGCUGCCGGCACAGCGCUGGCCACCGGCGGAGCCAGCGCGAGCAGCAGUGGCUCGCACCACGCGCACUCUCAGUCGCACCACAGCAGCCAUGGACACGGACAUGGCCAUGGGCAUGGCCACGGGCACGGGCACCACCACAGCAGCAGCAGCAGCAGCCACAGCGGCCACCACCAGGAGAAGAAGCAGAAGAAGAAGCUAACCACCGCCCUGACACUGCCCACGGUGCAGCCGCCGGUCGGCACCUCGUCCGGCAACUCGAUUGGCUCCACAUCCUCGUCGAUAAGCGUGGAGUCGGUGGGCAAGCUCUCCACGGCGGCCAUGACGAUGGCGGCGUCGGCGGGGUCGACCUACAUGUCGGUCGGUGGACAGGCUUUGGUCGCCAUGGGAGCCGCAGGGGGCGGAAACUUGACGGAGAGUGUCGCCGACGGCGUGCCCGCCGGCAUGAUAGCCAUGAGUCUGCCCACCGCCACGGUUACGCCCGGCACCAGCCUGACCAUCGGUGAGAACGGACUCGUGGUGGAGCAGACCAACGAGGGUGAGUGGUCGUACGAUCCGAACGAGCCGCGCUACUGCACCUGCAACCAGGUGUCCUACGGCGACAUGGUGGCCUGCGACAACGACGCCUGUCCCUACGAGUGGUUCCACUACCCCUGCGUGGGCAUCACGCAGCCGCCCAAGGGCAAAUGGUACUGCCCCAAGUGCACCGCCUCCAUGCGGCGCCGGGGCAACCGAAAGAACUGAGGCUGACUGCGCCUGCUGGCGCCCCUCUUUCGCGGCGGGGGCGGCGGCUUGGGCACCUGGUCGCGUCGCUAGGGGCGGAUGUGGUCUCCAAGGAGCAGAAGCAAAGUAUUCAAUAAAGUAAG